Molecule: messenger RNA, 488 nt
Organism: Triticum aestivum (bread wheat)
Lineage: Eukaryota; Viridiplantae; Streptophyta; Magnoliopsida; Poales; Poaceae
Product: putative cysteine proteinase inhibitor 7
Exons: 1
Coding region: 45-386 (113 amino acids)
Molecular function (GO): cysteine-type endopeptidase inhibitor activity
Source: RefSeq, a predicted model, not a curated record
UCCACCUCAAGGCAGGAUUAGCCGUUGCCCGCAACCCAGCAACCAUGAGAACUAGCAUCCUCCUCCUCCUUGCCGCUCUUGGUGCCGUCUCUAUCAUCGCCACACCUACAGCGCUCGACGGGGAAUGGCAACCGAUCAAGAACGUCACCGACCCACAUGUCCAGGACCUCGGCAGUUGGGCGGUGGCGCAACACAACAAGGUGUCCAUCUCCAGGCUCAGGUCCGCCAUGGUGCUGAGCGGCGAAGUGCAGAUUGUGGCCGGCGUGGAGUACCGACUCGACGUCCAAGCAUUGCAGGGUGAUGGCAAGGACGCCAUGUAUAAGGCAGAGGUGUUCGAGCAGGGCUGGCCGACCAACACAACUCGCAAUCUCAUCUCCUUCGAAUAGAUCGACCGAGCGACCAAAGUUGAUCCAGUACUAUGAGCGACUAUUGUUGUACCUUUUUUUGUUGCAAUAAAAAAUCUCGAGAACUGGGUGCCUCUUUUCACA